Musa acuminata AAA Group (dessert banana) is the source of this 507-nucleotide messenger RNA. Its product is annotated as vegetative cell wall protein gp1-like. Bases 1 to 507 code for a protein of 168 amino acids. NCBI's taxonomy places the organism in Eukaryota, Viridiplantae, Streptophyta, Magnoliopsida, Zingiberales, Musaceae. The transcript has a single exon. The record is from RefSeq and is a predicted model, not a curated record.
AUGGCAGCCGUAGCGGCCCGCUCCCCCUCGCCACCGGCAUUGCUGAUCUCCGUCGUCGUCCUCCUCCUUCUUUCGACUGCCGAUCUCGCUUUCUCCUUGGUCGCACCGUCGAGCUCGCCCUCGCCGGUUGCCGGAGGGCCCGUCCAGUCGCCUCCCGCACCCUCGCCGGAUUCUAUUCCGUCUCUCUCGCCGUCCCCCGAGAACCCACUCCCCCCUCUGGCGCCGCCAUCGGAGGUGUCCUCGCCUGCCCCUACCCCUACCCCGUCCGCGACGCCGCGCCCAGCGCCGGUGCCGAGCAACGAGGAGAUCCGAUCCGGGGAGGAUGCCGACCAAGCUGGCGAGGACGUAGGAGGGGGAGGGAUGAGCGGGGGAAAGAAGGCGGGGAUCGCGGUGGGUGUGAUAAUGGCGGCAGCGGUGCUGGCGGCGGGGGUGGUGCUGUGCAAGAAGCGGCAGGAGAACACCCGGCGGUCCAGGUACGGUUAUGCAACCCAAAGGGACAUGCUUUGA